CCUGGCUUCAUUUACUACGCACAACAGCAGCUGUUUUCUGUUGACAGGAUCAAAUUACCGCUCCGGCGCUCAGGUGAAAAUACACCUGCGUUCCAUCGCAAAGAUGGACACCUCACUACGGACGGUGUUUCUACUGCUGACGGCGACGUUAGCUGCGUCAGUGGAGGGGAGGAUUGACGUUCUAGACGACCACAUCAACGUUGGUACACCGCUGGUCCAGACGCUGACUGAAAAUGUGGAGGCACAGAAGGACCGGUUUGUUCAGGAGUUAUCUAACAUGGUGACUGUCCAGUGCCACAGGAACAGUAUGAACGUGGUCAUCAUGAUGUCCCCUCUUACAGAAAACUACAACUUUGAGUUCAGGGACGCCUCCUGCCGGGCCGUGCGGGAUGUGCACCACUUCCUGCUGCAGACGCGUCAUGACGAGUGCGGGACGCGGAAGGAGAUCCGGUCUGCCGAGCACGUCAAGUACAGCAACGAACUACAGGCCUACUCAACUACAGACACGGCAAGGCUCAACAACGCAGGGCCGCUUCAGAUCACCAGAACUCCUGACUGGACCGUGAACAUCCGUGUCGAGUGUUACUACAACAUGAGUCAGGUUCGGACAGUAGACUUCGGUGUGUACGAGGGAGAGGCAGACCUCCUGAAGCACGGUCUGAGCAGCAUUGACUUCCAGCUGGAGAUAUUCGACAACCCGGAAUUCUACAAGGAAAACUCCAACAGGAUAUUCGUGCCGCUAGGGGCGCCACUGUACCUCCAAGCCUCCUUCGCGCCAGACUUCAGCGACCCAGACUUAAUGGUGUUCACGGAGAGCUGCUGGGCCACGCCCAUGGGACUGGGAGAGGGGAACAUUGGGAGAUACACCAUACUGGAGGACGGCUGUCCAAUAGACGACACCGUGACCUUCCUGCCAUCCUCUCCGGACCGAUACCGGUUCAGUCUGGAGUCCUUCAAGUUUGUACCCAACGUCAAGGAGGUGAAGAUUCACUGCAGCAUCAUGGCGUGUGAUGCCCUGGACACAAGCUCAAGAUGCCACAGAGGUUGCCACGGUGAUGCCACAGAAGACACGCCCAUAGGAAAAGGAGACACGCCCACAGAAGAGUCCUACAUAGAUGCUGAUGAUGAUGAAGCUGAGUCAGACUACACCGGAGGUAACUUCAUGCACAGGAGGCUGAUGUCUGUGGACACGUCUGUUGUGUUUGUGGAGGAAGUUGAGGACACUGAUGUUGAUGAUGACAGUGAGAACCUACAGCUGUACGAAGCCAAGAUGAGAGCAGCUAUUGAAGUGUCCAUGCCUCCACUAGAGGACAGUGUCCCUAAACCACAGGCACCAGAUGUUCCAAGCCAAAGUUCUGAGUCUACCCCUGCUGCUACACCACAGGACUCUGGUGUGUCUCUUCUCACCACACUGUUAGCAGUAGUACUGGCCGUGGGAGCAUAUGCACUUCUUGUUCCCAGGGUAACCAGACACACAGGGAGUCCCAGGGUCAGCAGGAAGCUGACCUCCCAUGACCUGGGAGGUCAGAGGUCAAGGGAGGACGAGGGUUAUGGGUCACCUGGAGGGUACUUCUCAGAUUCUGAUGAUGAUUAACAAUCUGAUGUAAGAUUAGAUGGUUACAGUAGUGUGGGUUUCUUUGGUGAACCUAGAAAUUAGUAGAGUGCUUUGAAAUUCUCAGGUAUUUUUGGUGUGUUCGUAAUGAGUUGGUGGGUAAGGCUUUUGAAGCUAUGACAAUCAUUGUUCUAAAUCUAAGUCCAGAAACAUACCAAAUAGCCAGAUCAAAGCAGUAUUGAUCUUCAGCCAGUGUCAAAACCAAUCAUUACCUCAUAAUAAAAUUAUGAUAAAACAUCUCCAAGAAGGUCUUUUGGCCAAUUUGCAAGUUGUGUCCAUUGGGUGAUGGUAUUGGAUACUGUCUGGCAAAUGGAUACUGUCUGGCCAAUUUGAUUCUUUCUUUGCAGCCACCAAAACAUCUGCUUGGAGAUUAGGUAAAACAGUGUCAUCUAAAUUAAGAAACAGAGACUAGAAAUCUGUUGUCACAACAGCCUUUAUUUCCAAUUCAAGUAGAAGGUGUAUGGACUAGAGUAGACCCAUACCAUGUUCACCUUGUUAAUAAGAUCAUACUUUUUAAAGUUAAAACUUUUAAUCCAACACAAAGAAAUCU
Branchiostoma belcheri (Belcher's lancelet) is the source of this 2162-nucleotide messenger RNA. RefSeq names its product CUB and zona pellucida-like domain-containing protein 1. Bases 104 to 1594 code for a protein of 496 amino acids. The transcript is spliced from 10 exons. NCBI's taxonomy places the organism in Eukaryota, Metazoa, Chordata, Leptocardii, Amphioxiformes, Branchiostomatidae. The record is from RefSeq and is a predicted model, not a curated record.